ACGGUAGCCUUCUAGCCGGUGGAACCGCUCUACCCGGAGGACCAUCCCCUCAACCGGGCCAACCCGGAAGUCUCAUGCAAGGAGGAGGCGGAAGUUCGGUGUCGGGAAGUCCGACGACGGGCUACCUCGGCGGCAUGGGCGGUGGUGCAGGGGGUCACACCCCCGGCAGUUCGAGCCCAGGAAGCGAGAUGUCGCCCCAGCACAACGAGAGCCCGCCCGCACCCUCCUGGCCGGGCGAGAUGAAGCACCAUCCGCAUCCGCACGCGCCACCACACACCCACCACCAUCCCCACACGCCUGGACACCAUCCACCGCCACCCCCGCCGCCGCCGCAUCACGCGGGUUACAUGCCUCAGUACUCCUGGUACCAGGCGGAUCCUAAUCCCGGACUACUCACGGUGUGGCCGGCGGUUUAACGAAGACGUCCCCCGAGCUGUGUUCAGGAGGAACCGCUUGUUCGUAUAGCCGCGGACGUGACAGCGCCCCCACCCCAAAGUGUGAAUACGAAUAGCACCUGUCUCGAUGGGAUUCGCGUUCGAUGUUAAUAUUGUUUCCGUUCCGUUUCCACGGGAGAGCCGCGUCCGGUGUCUGUUCCCGUCCGCCGACAGUGGACAGGAUUGAUCGCGGCGUCGCGUCGCGUCGCGUCGCGUCGCGUCGUGACACACAACGUCCGCUAGGGAACUCAUCAUAGUAAUUUAGCCCGCGAAAGCGCGCGUCCCGAAUCUAACGAAUGACCGUCGCCGUGACGCGAGUUUCACGGUCGACCAUCGAAGAGACUCGCGAAACGCUUUAGUGAACCCGAAAAAAAAAAUGAACACGAUGCCCUAUGGUGUUCCCGAGUGACCGCAGGAAUCUCUGCCGAUGAUCGUGCGUGUUUGUGAGACACACGGAAGAUUCAUCCACGGAAGAAAACAUUUCUACUUCGAAAGGAGUAACAGUCGAAGGACAGAGAACCGGGAGGAUCGAGAAAGUAACCACUGGACGAGACUACGGGAAAAAUGUCUUAUCGAAGACAGUCCGAAGAAGACUCGUCGAGUUCUUCGAACGUCGUUGAAUCAUCACCGAAGAUCGAGACGUACAGCCGGGAGACCGCUGACGGAUCGAUCGAUCUGACUGCACCGGCGAUUAUCUGUAGAAUAUCGGUGAUCGGGAUUACACGCUCGUCGGAUAUCUCCUCGUUAAAUGUCAAGACGCCGGGCCCGAUCUCUCUCGAAACCAGCGGCGAACAAUUAUCUGCGCUCGGACAAUGGAUACUUUUCGCCACCUCUCGGUGCGCAUUUCGCGGCGAGCCCAACACCGAGAACCCGCCGCGUUCCACGUUGAUCUCCUACCGGUAAAUGUCAAUCGUCGAUGACGUUAGAUCGGUCGAUCCCUUUUGCGACAGUUGGCCAACCGUCCGCUGACCCACUUCGUGCUGGAUCGAACCCGCGACGGUGCUGGAGAACGGAAAGGGU
Messenger RNA from Nomia melanderi (Alkali bee), 1454 nucleotides. Lineage: Eukaryota; Metazoa; Arthropoda; Insecta; Hymenoptera; Halictidae. The record is from RefSeq and is a predicted model, not a curated record.